Messenger RNA from Neomonachus schauinslandi (Hawaiian monk seal), 2214 nucleotides. RefSeq names its product NFAT activating protein with ITAM motif 1 (gene NFAM1). Gene Ontology annotation, molecular function: transmembrane signaling receptor activity. Lineage: Eukaryota; Metazoa; Chordata; Mammalia; Carnivora; Phocidae. The record is from RefSeq and is a predicted model, not a curated record. The transcript has 6 exons. Bases 33 to 809 code for a protein of 258 amino acids. Gene Ontology annotation, cellular component: membrane raft. Gene Ontology annotation, biological process: B cell receptor signaling pathway; positive regulation of cytokine production; positive regulation of B cell receptor signaling pathway.
GCGAGGGAGGCCCCAGUGGAGAGCCGGCCUCCAUGGCGGACACGUUCUCGGGCCCCUGGCUCCUGGGCUUGCUCCUGUUUCCCUGGAUGCUGCAGCUCACAGGAAAGCAGUCGGUGACCCACACUGGUGCCCCCAUUUUGGUCUCUCUGGCCAACAAGGCCAUUUCCUUCGACUGCCAAAUCACCUACCCAGACAACCCCAGACUCAAGAACUUCACAGCCUUGUACUUUUUUGUGGACCUCCAGAACCAGCAGAGCCCCAGUGAGCAGAUCAAGUGCCCACCCGACCUGGGCAACGAGAACCAGACGCACACUCUGAGAUGCUUGGUCACCCCCCGGCUGCCCAAUGCAUCGGCCACUGGUACCUACUAUUGCUCCGUGGUCUGGCCAAACAUCCAGAGAAUCAGCAAAGGCGUCUUCAUCCUGGUCAGAGACACGGGGUACCGACGGCCCCCGCAGGGCUCCCAGCAGCUCCUGCUCUUUUGCUUCACUGGCGUCCUGACUGUGCUGAGCAUCUUGGUCACAGCCCUGCUGCUCUGGAGGAAGAAAAGGAUGCAGGCUCCUCAGAAGCACCCCGCACAGAGGGGCUCGGACCUGAGCGCCCACAGCCAGCAGCAGCCUCCGGACGAAUCCGUCUACAUGGCCCUACAGCACAGAGACACUGAAAUCUACUCCUGCAUCCAGAACGAGGCCAGCAGCCUGCCAACCACCCAGAGCAGCCUGCCAACCACCCAGAGCCUCCUCUCCCAGGAGAAAUUGCACGGAUUUACAGAUGACAGCAAAUUUAACAUGGUCUAUGAAAACCUCUAGGACGAGCUCCACUGGCCCAUAGAUCCAAGGCCCCACGGCAGCCCCUCCCUCCACAGGACUGGCCCCACACCAGGAGCGAGGCCCCCGGGGUGCCCCAUCACCUUGCCCCCACAUUCAAGGUGUUCCCGGCCUUGGGUCUGCCCCUUACCCCCCAUUCUGUGCCCUAGCCACACCCACUGAGCAUCUUGCAUCUGGCUUUUGCCCAGGCUCUUCCCUCAGCCUGCCAGCCCAUCCUCCAGUCUCCAUGGGCUCUCUCGGACACCACCCCUCCCCAAGCCCUCCUCACUCUCUCAAGAUCCACAGGCUCUCUCGGCACCAGCCUGUACCACAGACUGUAAGACCAGCCACGAGCUCCUCAGGAGGUUCCCGGCAGUGAGUGAGCACAGAAAGGAACAAUUACAAAAAUGGCCCCUGCCCGGCUGGGUCGAAGGCACAAGGCAGCCAUGCAAGGUGGAGCAGGGUGCUAGGAGGGGUAGGCAGGGGUUGUGGGCGAGACGGGAGCUGUGCAGAGGCUGGGCUGGGCUCGAGGAUGAAGCUAGGGGCCAGGGAGGUGUCUGAGUGGAGGACAUCAGGCUAGGGGCCUGGAAACUGGAGGGCAAGGGAGGAGACCUGGCAUGUUUGGGGCAGGGAAUGGGGAGACGCUGAGCUGACGGGCUGAACCUCCUGAAGCUCUCCAUCCCCCAACAAGAACCCCAAGGUUGUUUCCCAUCAGCCUGGCCAUCUGCACUCACUGCUUUGUCACCUCUGCUACCAUCCUCCAGGCCUCAGCUGCUCCUCCUUCCCCCCACUGAGGCCCAGUCCCCCAGAGCCCCAGUCUGGCCUACCUGGACCCCAACCCCCUCCUCUCUUGAUCGGCCUUGUGCGCCUGGCCCAGGGCUUUGAGGACCCCCUCCUCCCUCACACAGUCUGGCUGCAGGGCUUGGUGCCUGGGGCGCCUCCGACCCGUGGAAGGCUCCUUGGUGUUGCUGGAGCUCAGGCCCUAGGCAGAUGGCGGCCCCUCGAUGCUUGAACAGAACCAUUUCUGCGGCUUCAAGUGCUCAUUUCUCCCUCUCAGCAGCCCUGCUGGAACCCAUUUCACAGGCAGACGGGCUGAGGGUGGGGAAUCACCCAGGCUGUGGGGCUCUGCUCCUUCCCUCCCCUGCUCUCUCCCAUCCCUGCUGCUUUCUACUAUCUCAUUUGUAAAAUCCUCCCUCCCACCCCCAGGCUGCCCCAGAGGUCCUUGAGGGGCCCUUGCGCACAAAACAUGUCCAGGGACAAUGAGGGGCCCCGACUCUGGCCCUGAGCAGUACCAGGCCACCAGUUUGUGGGCAUCCAGAUAAAACAUUUAUGGGAUCAGGGCGCCUGGGUGGCGUAGUCGGUUAAGCGGUUAAGCGUCUGACUCUUGGUUUCGGCUCAGGUCAUGAUC